UCUCCAAAUACAUAUCCACAGAUUGCAUCAUUGCUGCACAAUAUGCCUCUCCAGACAGCUCCCUAUCCUCACGUAUUCAAUGCCCUCAACGGGCCGACCGCUCCGGCCGUAUCAUAUAUUGUCUUUUACUCGAACAUCGUCGACGGUCAGAUGUGGUGCCCUGACUGUAGAGCAGUAGAGAAUGUCGUGAAAGAAACCUUUGACGCUCCCGACAAACCUAAUGCUGCCAUCUUCUGGGUUGGAAACAGACAAGAGUGGCGAACCCCAAACAACCAAGCUAGGACGGAAUGGAAUGUAAACAGCAUUCCUACGAUUUUACGCCUUGAAAACGGCAAAGAAACCGGUCGUUUGGUAGAAGAUGAAAUCCUCGACAAAGCCCGUCUUCAAGCUUUCCUCAAGUAAAUUUAGGUUAAGUAGCGCAUCUGUAUCUGCUGCUGCCGACGGUCAAAGAAAGCAGUGCGAUGGUUAUCUUUAUGCAGCAAGAAGAAUACAUAUGUAGUAGUCGUGGACGAUUUCCGCGAAAUCUUGGAUGGGAGAAAUGCAAUGCAAUAAAGGAAUGUGAGAACUAGGGUUUUUGACCCAAACAGUUGCUUGUUUGGUGCAUGAAAUCGAUGGUCCUGUAUUUAACAGCCCAUCUUUGACUCAUCAAGCAGUCAAAAUUGAGCCAAGUAAAGCGAAAUUCGUAUGAUUGAUUAGAAACUGCCCAAGUAAUCUGGACGAUUUGAUG
Messenger RNA from Cryptococcus deneoformans JEC21, 727 nucleotides. RefSeq names its product expressed protein. Bases 43 to 402 code for a protein of 119 amino acids. Gene Ontology annotation, cellular component: cytosol. The record is from RefSeq and is a predicted model, not a curated record. The transcript is spliced from 6 exons. NCBI's taxonomy places the organism in Eukaryota, Fungi, Basidiomycota, Tremellomycetes, Tremellales, Cryptococcaceae. Gene Ontology annotation, molecular function: protein-disulfide reductase [NAD(P)H] activity.